AAUGGCUCUGCUGUGGCUGCUGAGCUGCCUGGCUCUGGCGGGCUCUGCCCGCGCCGCGGCAAGCUGCGGCGUGCCCGCCAUCACACCCGUCAUCCGCGGCUACAACCGCAUCGUCGGCGGGGAGCCGGCGGUGCCCGGCUCCUGGCCCUGGCAGGUGUCCCUGCAGCGCUACGGCAACUUCCACUUCUGCGGCGGGUCCCUGAUCAGCGAGCAGUGGGUGGUCACCGCUGCCCACUGCGGCGUCAAGACCACUGACGCCGUGGUGCUGGGCGAGUACGACCAGGAGACCGAGUCCGGGGACGUGCAGAGGCUGUCCAUCGCCAAGGUCUUCCGCAACCCCAGCUACAGCUCGCUGACCGUCCGCAACGACAUCACGCUGAUCAAGCUGGCCACCCCGGCGCAGCUGAACGCCCGCGUGUCCCCUGUCUGCCUGCCCCAGGCCACCGAUGACUUCCCCGGGGGCCUGACCUGCGUCACCACGGGCUGGGGGCUCACCGACGCCUCGGCCGACACGACGCCGGCGGUGCUGCAGCAAGUGGCCCUGCCCCUGCUGACCAACGCGCAGUGCAAGCAGUACUGGGGGUUCCGCAUCUACGACGUGAUGGUGUGCGCCGGCGCUGACGGAGCCUCCUCCUGCAUGGGCGACUCCGGGGGCCCGCUGGUGUGCCAGAAGGACGGCGCCUGGACCCUGGUGGGCAUCGUCUCGUGGGGCAGCAGCAGCUGCUCCACCUCCAUGCCCGCCGUGUACGCCCGCGUCACCGAGCUGCGCGCCUGGAUCGACUCCAUACUGGCGGCCAACUGAGGCCCCAAAUAAAGCUCUGUGCCCCCGACCUGCCGCCUCCGUGCUCGGGAACCUGAACAGGGGGAGGGUGGGGACACGGGGCCGCCAGCGGGGACACCGGGGUGGCUGUUUGGGCACGGGGACACCCGGCCACGCUCAGCGGAGGCCGGGCACAAGUGGCCUCCGUGGGGACAGGAGCCGGCACCCGGGAGCGGGGCAACGUGUGGGUGCCCCCCCAAACCCCACACAGUCCUGGGGCUAUGGGGUCACAGGAACGGGCUCCCCGGUGCCCGAGGCCAGGAGCAGGGCCGGUGCCGGGGCCGUGGGACAGCCGAGGGGCCGAGAGGCCGGUGCGUGCCGGAGGUGUGCGGGGCCACCUUAACGCCUGUGGCGCGGGAGGGAGCAGCGGGGCCUUGGGGCCAGGCCAAGGGGCCGGGAGCAGCUGGGCCCUGUCCCCACCAUGGCCCUGCGGCGGGCGCUGGGGCUGGCGGGGGCCGUGGGGCGCCGCAGCUGCUGCAGCAAGGUGGGGACGGGACCGGCGCUGGGGUCCUGCCAGGGAUGGGGACGGGGCCAUGGUGGGGAAAUGGGGUGGGUCCCAAUGGGGCCCCAUGGUGAGGGAGGGGUGCCCAUGGCGGGUGCACCCAGGGCUACUCCACCGACGUCUGCGUGCCCAUCUCCCGCCUGCCCGGCAUCGUGGUGGGGACCCAGGGGGAGCUGGGGGACACCGGUCCCACCGGUGGGCGCUGCCUCCCCCUGCACCACCUCCCCUCCCCGCUGCCCCUGCUCACCCCCGUCCCCAUUUUGGGACACGUGGGCGAUGGCAACUUCCACUGCAUCCUCGUCUUGCACCCCAAGCACACAGACACCCAGGCACCGCGGGUGUUUCUAGGUAAAUCUUUAUGCUGCUGUGGGACCGGGGGGCGGGGGGGGCUGAGUUGGGGUGGGGGCUGCGACUCCGUGGCUCCGGGAACCGUCGGAAGCUUCCCCAGUGUUCAGAAGGCACCAAUGUCAGGUUGCGUUUCGGUUACAGCUGGUAGGGCAGCAAAACCCGAGAGAGGAAAAUGCAAAGGCUCCAGCCCCUCCCGCCCCCCAGCCCACCCGUUGCCUCCCGGCACCACGGGCAUGGCUCUGACACCAAUCUCAAGAGGAAGAG
Anas platyrhynchos (mallard) is the source of this 1934-nucleotide messenger RNA. RefSeq names its product chymotrypsinogen B. Gene Ontology annotation, molecular function: serine-type endopeptidase activity. Lineage: Eukaryota; Metazoa; Chordata; Aves; Anseriformes; Anatidae. Gene Ontology annotation, biological process: proteolysis. The record is from RefSeq and is a predicted model, not a curated record.